Owenia fusiformis is the source of this 3806-nucleotide messenger RNA. The record is from the annotation of a GenBank genome assembly. NCBI's taxonomy places the organism in Eukaryota, Metazoa, Annelida, Polychaeta, Sabellida, Oweniidae.
UUGUAAGUGGGGAUGCACCAUGGGCAGGUCGACUCUGUUGCCAUCUGUCAUUCUCAAGUGACUGUAGGCAGGCAUGUCUUACAGGUAACUCAAGGAAUGAUCUUGGUACAAGAUGUAGGCAGAGUGAUGAGAUGCAGUUUUUUAGCUGCAUUGACAGACAACAAGCCAGUGACGAAUGUUGUCUCUCCGCCUCAGGCCCACAAUGCAGUGCUGUUUGUCGCAACAUCUUUCUGAAAGAUUUCCUUCCAUCGCAGGAGGAACGCAAUGCAGUGCAGGAACUCUGCCGGGACAAUCGUCAUAUCACCCAAUGUGUUCAAAACUACACGAGAACCACACCAGCUCACAACCCUCAUAAAGGUCUCCCUUGUUGUGAGAAGGCUGCUACUCCUGUGUGCCGCCAAACCUGUGAGACCGUUCUAGUCACCCUAACCACUGAGCAAGAGAUCAUGGAAGAAAUAAUCAAAAGUUGUGGGGACCCUUUACCCAUGGACCCUAUGUGGCAGUGUUUCCUGACCAAGUCCAGUGACACUAGUGCAAGAGAUGAGACUGCUAGGGGAGCAGUGUCCAAUAUGGUCCUGGAUGCUGCCAAACUGCAGUGUUGUGGGAAAGCCACCUCAAGAAAAUGUAGAGACCUCUGUGUCAGGACCUACACCCGUCACUGGAGCCAGACCUGGCAUUCCUUCAGCAGAGAGUGCCAGUUCAGCCCUAAUGAGGUGGAACUUAAUAUGUGCUUAACUGAAAUUGAGGAACCUUGCCAAAUGGGUUGCAGUGGAUUGAAUUACUGCUCCAACUUUAACUACCGUCCUAGCAGUCUCUUCCGCAGUUGCAACGCUCGUGCUGACAAGAAUGCACGUGAAGAUAUGCUGAAGUGGGAAGAUGGCAUCAUAUAUCUUCCCCUGAUGAACAUUCCUGUAAAAAAUAUCAAGCAAUGCCAGCCAGACAUGUGGAAGGCUAUAGCUUGUGCUCUCCAAGUGAAGCCCUGCCACUCAAGUACACAUACUAACCUUAUAUGCAGAUCUGACUGUAUCUCUAUACUGAGUGAGUGUGUAGACUGGAGUAAGCUUUCACCUGACAAAUCUGCUGAGGAGCUCUGUGCUACAUUAUCACCUGAAAUAGAUGACAAUAAACCCUGUACAUCACUUUCUCAAUAUAUAGUGCCUAGUCCUCAUAGAGCUCACCAUAGAGAGGUAACCAACCCAUGUUCUCCAAACCCAUGUAACAACAGUCAUGUUUGUGUAGUGAAUAGACACAAGUGCAAGCACCCAGAAAAUUGCAAACCUUACCUCUGUAAACAAGGUUGCCAAGUGGGAGAGGUAUCCAUGUUUACAGUUCCUGUGGGCUCUUAUGUGCGUGUACCUGCCAGUAAUAGCCAUGCCAACUGUCAUAAAGUGUGUCGCUGUGGCCAUAGGAAGGGGCUGGAGCACUGCAGGUCCAUGAAGUGCACCAAACAUGACAGCUGUAUUGUAGGUGCAGGACACAUACAUGAUCACGGCAGUAAGUUCCAUACAGGGUGUAACAGAUGUGUGUGUCAGGCUGGGGAGGUGAUCUGUAGCAAGAGACAGUGUUCACCUGUACACUCAUCCAAUGAUGGACUCUCAGGCUUACCCUGUAAUUGUCCAGCUAUUUAUGACCCAGUGUGUGGAGCUAAUGGACGUACCUAUCCCAGUGAAUGUAUGGCACGUUGCUCCGGUAACAUAGACUUUCUACGUGGUGCUUGUAAGGACUAUGAUCCCUGUCAGCGGGAGCCAUGUGGGCGGAGCUACAAGUGCCUGGAGAGGCGGAGAGUUUGUCUGAGCACUGACUCUAAGGUCUGCAAACAGUAUGAGUGUGUGUCCCUGUCCCUAGUGUGUAACAGACACCACCAUGACCCUGUAUGCAGUGUAGGAAGGAUAGAGUUCAACAACAUAUGUCAGCUUUGGGCUUCAGGGAAAGACUUUGCCCACAGAGGGCACUGUAAGGAUACAUGUAACAUGGUGGGGGAAGUAUGUGGUCAUGAUGGGGUCACCUACCCUAAUGAAUGCUCUGCUUGGGGCCAGAGAGUGGCAGUUGACUAUGAGGGACAAUGUAAGGCUGUGGGUACAAUAGCCCUAGAUGGUGGAGACACCUAUUUUGAGGGCAUAGACUGCCCUGUGCUGCCAGUGGAACACUGUGCAGCUAUUACACCACCAGGGGCAUGCUGUCCCAUUUGUGCAAGUGAAAUCCGUCUUCUGUACAGUAAGACGCAAUCAGAUCUUGCUUCUCAUGCUGCUAAAGUUGGACCAAUCACAGUGCAGAAUGUAACGGAGGCACUGUCGCAGCUGAUCUCCACCAAGGAAUGUGAGGUGUUUGGCUACCUCAGUGUGGAGACUGAUAUUGUAGUGCUCAUCAUGCCUAUCACUCUCAAGCCUACCAGACUUCAGAUCGAGGCAUGCAAUACAGAAGCUGAGAGGAUAGUUUCAUUAAUAGAAUCUAGAAGUCCGACCAUACUUUCCUAUAUGCCACUAUCUUCUCUGAUGACGGCUACCCUACGUAACCCUGUUGUCCACCCCCUCAGCAGUGGGGCCACCUAUUAUUACCCCUCAGUACUACUAUGGACAAGUAUUAUGUUAUUUAUAUUAGAGAUCAAGUCAAGGACGUUUAGGUGAUAGUCACCUUGGUGAUACAUAUACUAUACUUGUAAACAGAUAUCAGUCAUAUCAGUUGUGCUCACAUUUAACAUGAGAAAGUGACCUGCAUGGUCAUAAGCUGCGCACAAUGUCUGAUAUUUGGAUUUAAUGAUCAAACUUGCAGUCAAGCCAGUAAUCAAUUGGCCCUAGCAGCUGUGGAAAAGGACCCAAUUAUAGCAUUUAUUACCCCAUCGCCAAACCCUCAAUCUGCCAAUCAAAACAUUUAUCACAUGUUAUCAAACAUUUUGAAAAUAUGUUAAGUAUAUGCUUGACUUAUGGGGUCAUAAUUCAAAUAUUCAAAAUGUAUAUAAAUUGCAUCAAGUUUUGAUGUCAAUAAGAGUCCAAUAUUAAGAACCUCAUGUUAAAACUUGCCUGAAAUGAGAAUGUAUAUGAGCAGUAUUGUAGUUGAGAGAGCUUUGUGUACAUAUAAGCCUACUAUCAAUAAUGUUGUAGAGACAGACCAUAGAUACAGUUUUAGAUUUUGAAAUAUGUACAGAAAAGUGUGUUACUUGUAUUGAAGCUGCUGUUAACAGCUGAUUGUCAUACAGCUACGUGUAUUUAAAACAGCUGUGUUCUACAAACGAAUUAUGAAAUGUGAAAUGAUAUUAAAGAACAGGUUGAUGAAUAGCUGACAAAGUUCAUUUAAUACAUUCACUCAUAUCAAUCAUACCUCAAAUAUUGAUAUUUUUAAAGUUAUCAAAUUUGAAUAAUUCAAAAUUCAAUCAAUCAUGUACCAUGUUAAUUUGGUGCAGCUUGUUUGGAUGACAAUCAGUUCAGAUGGAGAGUGAUCACACAAGGGUAAAUCAUGACAAUCUAUAAUGUGCCUCAAUCAGAUAUGUAAACCUAUAGUAUUUAUAUAAAACUGUUUGUAUUUCACACCAGGAGCCAGGGUCUUGUGUAUAGUUAACUACUUGUACAAUAUAAUAUUAUGUGAGACAGAAAACAACACAUAACUGCUGUAUAGAUAAUCAUGCAUGAUGUGCAUUCAGUAUUUUAUUUAUAUCUAUUAAAUCAUUUAAUGAUGCACACACAUUUACUUUCGAUAAUCAUAAUUGGUGUGCUUUCAUCAGAAUUAAUCAUGUUUGGUGUGCUGUCAUUGCAAACAAUCAUAAUUGGCUCUCUUCCUUACAAAUAAUCAUGAUUUGUGUAACUUCAUUGCAA